AUGGCAAAACAUCUGAUACCCUCUCUCAAGGAGAUUAUUCCCCAAUUUCCGACCCUCAACAGGUUCAUAUCCAGGCCAUCAGACAAGUGUCGACCUCUUUUUCAGCUCCUGAAGAAGAAUACCACAUUCGAGUGGACGUCUGACUGCGAAGAAGCCUUUCAACCCCUCAAAAAAGACCUCGGCAAGACCGACCUGCCCGGAAGAGUAGCAAAGUGGGCAGUUCAGCUAGGCGAGUUCGACAUUCGAUACGAACCACGAACAGCAGAAAAAGGUCAAGCACUAGCCAGCUUCCUGGCAGAUUUCCCUGUAGAAUCAGACAUUGGGGGCGACUAUUCCAUAGAUGACGAGCCGACCUCUAUGGCCAACGUAGAGAAAAGAACUCCAGACAAGCUCACCUCAGAGAUUAUCCCAGACCUGGCUACUGGGGGCGGCCUCCAAGACCUGUUUGCUCAGAGUUCGGGGUGGAGAUUGUUCGUUGAUGGCUCGUCGAAUGAAAGCGGAUCUGGUAUCGGUAUUGUUCUGGUAACACCAGAAAACGCUAAGAUCGAGAAAGCCGUAAAGCUGGGCUUGGAGGCCUAA
This is a messenger RNA of Prunus armeniaca (apricot), 579 nucleotides long. NCBI's taxonomy places the organism in Eukaryota, Viridiplantae, Streptophyta, Magnoliopsida, Rosales, Rosaceae. The record is from the annotation of a GenBank genome assembly.